Chenopodium quinoa (quinoa) is the source of this 2417-nucleotide messenger RNA. RefSeq names its product WAT1-related protein At3g30340. Gene Ontology annotation, molecular function: transmembrane transporter activity. NCBI's taxonomy places the organism in Eukaryota, Viridiplantae, Streptophyta, Magnoliopsida, Caryophyllales, Amaranthaceae. Bases 667 to 1713 code for a protein of 348 amino acids. Gene Ontology annotation, cellular component: plasma membrane. The transcript has 6 exons. The record is from RefSeq and is a predicted model, not a curated record.
ACUUUUGCAAGAUGUUCUACUUUCUUGAGCAUGUGCACAUCUCUGUAUCUGGAAACAGUAUCCUAACACAUAUUAUUCUAAGAUACACUAAUAGCAAGUGUAAAUAUGUACAUAUGCUGUAUAAUCUUAUUUAAUGGCUUCUGAAUGUGUUGGUUAAUUGAUAUACACUAAUAGUUAUAUGAUAUGACAUAUUAUUCUUGUUGGUUAAUUGCACUUGAGGCUAUUCCGUUUUUGGUCAUUCUGCUGUCUUGUUAGAAUAAGAUUCCGUCAAAAAGAAGGUUAUGCCUUGUUGUACAUCACACUCUAAAUGGAAAUGAAGAACAUCUCCUAAUCUGGUAAGUGUAAAGUGAUUCAUGAUCACUCUAUGAGGUUAUUGGGAUGAUGACGAAGGCGUGUGACCUUGGCAAAGUCCACUGUUAUUUGAAAUGUUGGGAAGGAUCAACCAAAAGUUAACAAAAAAUAGAAUAUAAAUUGUGUUGAUGCGAACUUCUUUCUUGAAAAAGCAGAUGAUGGGAUAUGUCUAGUUUUAGUGUUACUGUUUCGUAUUUACUAUUUCUUUCUUAAAUAUAAGAUGUUUGAGUGUUAACAUUGCUGGGGUUUGAUCAGUCUGGCUAACAUUUGCUACUAAAGGCAACAAAGAAGGAAAGAUAAAGUGUAACCUAGCCUAUGGCGGGAUAUCAGCAAUGGAAGCCUGUUGCUGUAAUAUUGGCUGUUUACUUUGUGAUUGCAGUAUUAAACAUCUUAUUUAAGAAGAUUCUUGACGAGGGUUCAAAUCAGUUGGUUAUAAUCACAUACAGACUGACUUCUGCUUCAAUAUUUUUGGCACCCAUUGCCUACUUCUGUGAAAGGCAAAGUGGAGUAAAGCUCACAACUUCAAUCUUAUGCUAUACCUUCUUUAGUGCUCUCAUUGGGGCAACGCUCACUCAGUACCUGUAUCUUCUUGGGACACAAUACACAUCUGCUGUAUUUUCUAGUGCAUUCGCCAAUAUGAGCCCUGUAUUCACUUUCCUUUUGGCUUCACCUCUAGGGCAAGAGAAAGUGUACUUGAGAAGCAAACAUGGGAUAGCUAAAGUGUUAGGUUCACUUACUUGCAUCGGUGGAGCUAUACUACUCAUCCUGUACAGAGGAAUUCCACUGUCCACAUAUCAUGCUAAGCAUUUGAGUACGCCUUCUAAGUCUGGCAGCAAGGAAAAAUGGAUUCUUGGUUCAAUUUUCCUUCUGUCAAGCGCCGUGUGUUGGUCUGGAUGGUUUCUUAUACAGUCAAAGAUUGGCAAGAAAUACCCACGUAAAUACUCGAGCACAGCCUUGAUGUCAUCUUUUGGUGCUGUUCAAUCAGCAAUUCUAUGCUUUGCCAUCAACAGAGACAUUGCAAUAUGGAUUCUGAGGGGAAAGCUGCAAAUCUUUACUGUGCUAUUUGCUGGAAUUUCGGGGUCAGGACUAUGCUAUGUUGGUAUGUCAUGGUGCGUUGAACAGAAGGGCCCAGUGUUUACUGCAGCAUUCAGCCCUUUCAUACCAAUUUUUGUUACCAUAAUGGAUUUCGCCUUCUUUCAUGAACAAAUUUAUCUUGGAAGUGUUAUAGGAUCCAUCACGGUUAUAUGUGGUCUAUAUAUGCUAUUGUGGGGUAAAAGUAAUGAAGCGCAACAUAACAUCAAUAGGCCAGCUGAAGCAGUGGAAUGCCAUGGAAAUUCUGCAACUGGGAUCAACAUUAUUUGAGUCUCCUCCAAUUCAGAAUGCCCCUUGUAGCUCAAUUUGAUGUAUUUGUUCUCUAAACAAUAAGAUUAUCAAGUUCUUUGGAAAUUAGUAAAACCUGUUGGAACCAUUUUGUAUUGUACUUCGUAUUAGUUACAAUUAUACAAAAGUAUAGCAAUAAUGCUCUUUUUGAGAAAAUUGCUCAAUUAAAAAAAAAAAAAAAAAGCUUUCCCAGUCGAGCAAUACAAAAUCUACUUGUGCUACAGAGUACAGUCUCAUUUUGAAGUGCAUUUAUAUUGUUUUUUUUCCUUUUUUUUUUUUUUCUUUUUUUUUUUUUACGGGCUUUUAUACUAGUAUCAUUUUAUAUAUAUAGAUUUUGUGUAAUUGGUUGAAUGAGGCUAUAAUAUAUUUAUUGGUUUAUCGUCUACAUUUGUAAUCUACUCACUAAAUUUUUCAUAAAAAAUAAUAAUAAUAAUAAAAAAUCUAUCCACCAAAUUUUCUUGAAACUCGGAAUCAUAUUCUUAGACUAGAGCGUAGCUUUCAUUGCAUUAUGAGUAUCUAAUAAGACCAAAUCUUAAGGGGUGUUCUCAAAACCUAAGAUAUCUUGUCUACAUCACUUGCCCUUGUCGCUCCCUCUACUCUUUAAAAGGAAAAAAAUUAAAGUUGUUCAACUCCGUCCUUAAAUUUUCCUUACAUUAAUGUUGGGCAUCUUGUCACCGACAAAUUGG